GUUUGAAUGAGAUAUUUCGAGUGCCAGACAAAUCUUAAACAUUUCUGUUUUAGCAUAUGAGCUCUACCAAGCGAUGAGAUACACUAAUAUUUCAUCGAGAUUCAUCAAUAUAGCAAAAAGCAAGAACUUGUUAGCGACGGAAGUGCUUCCCCAAGGAUAUUAUGGUAGAACAGCGUGCAUUUUCGAUUACAGCUGCAACGAAUCUUUGGUUGUUUUGCAGAAGUUUUCAGUAAAUAGGUACUUCAACAUUACCUACAGUUGGUUGUUUCUGAGCAUUGAUAAUUCGAUAAUUGAUGAAAAAGAAAUUCUUCAUAAGCUAGAUGCCAUACAAAUGAAUUCUGAUGUUACCGUUGGGAAACCGAUUAUCAUGACAAAUGAAACGAACUACGAACUGGAAGAUGUUCAUACUAUAGGCAAACAUUUGUGCAAAGAUGUAUUCCAUAUCAUAUAUGGCAAAUGGAAUCCCAGUGAUGGAUUAGUAAUUGAUCGUAGUUAUAACCGUUACUAUGCGAGAGGUAACUUUGGAGGAAUACAGUUACGUGGUGCGACUAUAAUUGAUCGUGAUAACGUCACGGGAGAUGACGUGGACAAUAUUCUAUCAGUUCCUGGAAGCGAGCCAGGAAUUGUAGUUUUUGUAAAGUACCAUUACGCAUUACUAAAUUUUUUACGGAACUACCAUAACUUCACCAUAAAAUAUCGAGUGGCGCGAGGAUGGUCUGGGCGUCUUAAAAGUGGAUAUCGACUUGGAGUGGUGGGAAUUCUUGCUCGUAACGAAGCGGACGUAGCAGCCACCGGGAUAUUUCAAAGGAUAAAUCGGCAUGCGGAGUUUGAUAUCAUCCAUCAGAGUUGGGAAUUCAAAUCUGGGUUUAUCUAUCGUAUAACACCGGAAUUGACCAAUGCUGCUGGUGGUGGAGAUUUCUUCAAACCGUUCGGCAGCUCCGUUUGGAUUGCAUUAUUAUUGACCCUUCUGUUGAUAGUGAUCGUACUGAAGUUGUCCGGAACAUUGCUUUUCAAAACAUUUCAAAAUGAGCUAAAUCUUUCCUGGGCAGCAUAUAUUGCGAUCGUCGUUGGGACCUUAUCUCAACAGGGUAUUCCGGGUAUAAUUUCGCCGAGAUUUUCCCUGAAGGUUGCUUAUUCCUCAUUGCUCCUAUUGGUGUUGGUGGUCUACAACUAUUAUACGUCGGUAGUAGUGGGAGGAUUGCUCAGUUCUCCUGGCAGUGGACCGGAAACCGUAAGGGAGAUCAUCGAUAGUCCUUUGAUUGUCUCGUUUCGCGAUAUCGGCUAUCAUAAAAUAUUGUUCAGGGAAACAAAAGUUCCUAUCAUACGGGAAUUAUAUGAUAUAAAGGUUAGACCAUCACGCGAAGGUAAGGAUCUUCCCCCGGUAUACACGGAUGUUGUCACGAUUGUUCCCUUCCUCAAACGUGGCGGAUACGCUUUUCACUGUGAAAUGACGGAAGCAUUUCAAGAAAUUGCAUACGAAUUUGAUGCCAAUGACAUUUGUGAGCUGCGCACGGCAAAGGGAUUGUUCAACGAUCUGCGAUUGAUGAGUUUUGUGCUACCGAAGAGGAGUAUGUACACGGAGAUGUUUCGAAUUACCAUGAUGCGUAUUCAGGAGAUCGGAUUGGUCAAGAGAACCCUCACGAUUCACAAAAUUGAGAAACCGAUUUGUCAAUCAGGUGGAAGAGUUCAUCCGGUGGAAUUUUUCGGAGUUUCCACUGCCUUUUUUGUUUUGUGCGGUGGAAUGGUGCUGGCAACUGUAUUGCUAUUUGCAGAAAGGAUGAGUAUUCGAAAUACGAAAAAGGCCAAACACGGCAGUCCAAUGUUCAAAAAACGAAAAUGAAAGGCAACAAAUUUGAUU
Molecule: messenger RNA, 1858 nt
Organism: Aedes aegypti (yellow fever mosquito)
Lineage: Eukaryota; Metazoa; Arthropoda; Insecta; Diptera; Culicidae
Gene: Ir31a2
Exons: 10
Coding region: 74-1840 (588 amino acids)
Source: RefSeq, a predicted model, not a curated record